AUGAACAUUAGAUUGGGGCCCAAGGUAUCUGCAAUUAUGAAGGGGAAGUUGAGGUUGGGUGCCAGAAUUCUUCAAGAAGGUGGUGUUGAGAAGUUAUUCAAGCAGAUCUUCAAUGUUAGAGAAGGAGAGAAGCUAUUGAAUGCUUCACAAUGUUAUUUGUCAACAUCAGCUGGUCCUAUUGCAGGUCUCCUCUUUAUCUCAGAUGAAAAUGUUGCCUUCUGCAGUGAGAGUUCUCUUACAUUCACUCUGCCAACAAAAGAUGUUAUUAGAACACCAUACAAGGUCAUGAUUCCAUUAAAGAAGAUAAAGGGAGCCAACCAAAGUGAAAAUGUGAACAAUCCAAACCAGAAGUACAUACAAGUAGUUACUGUGGAUAAAUUUGAGUUCUGGUUUAUGGGUUUUCUAAAUUAUCAGAAAGCUUUCAAGUAUAUUCAACAGGCCAUCUCUCAAUCUUAAGUGAGUCAGUUCUCUGUCCUUAUAACAGGAAAAUUGACCUUUCCCCCCAGGAAUUCUGCAAAGGUUAAAGCAUCAUGUAUAUAUUUCUUGAUGCUGGUAACGGGUGACAACCGUCAGGGGCGCGGAGAAGUU
Telopea speciosissima is the source of this 588-nucleotide messenger RNA. Its product is annotated as putative GEM-like protein 8. The transcript is spliced from 3 exons. The record is from RefSeq and is a predicted model, not a curated record. NCBI's taxonomy places the organism in Eukaryota, Viridiplantae, Streptophyta, Magnoliopsida, Proteales, Proteaceae. Bases 1 to 456 code for a protein of 151 amino acids.